Messenger RNA from Ananas comosus (pineapple), 2222 nucleotides. RefSeq lists its product as uncharacterized. Lineage: Eukaryota; Viridiplantae; Streptophyta; Magnoliopsida; Poales; Bromeliaceae. Gene Ontology annotation, biological process: protein folding in endoplasmic reticulum. The coding region runs from base 362 to 2116 and encodes 584 amino acids. The record is from RefSeq and is a predicted model, not a curated record. Gene Ontology annotation, cellular component: cytoplasm; membrane. The transcript has 7 exons.
UCUUCGUAGUAUUAUACUCUCUCUCUCUCUCUCUCUCUCUCUCUCUCUCUCUCUCUCUCUCUCCCCCCCCUUAAUGGAAACGCCGCGGCUCCAAAUCUCUCAAUCGUCGGAGGAGAUAAUCCGAUCUCUUCAGAUGCGUAUCAGGUGCCAAUAUUUGAGAUCCUAUGCUUCUUAGAUUGAACUCGGACGAAGGGAGACGCGAAGUUUUAGAUUUUCUCUGCAGCAGAUUCAGAAGCCCAAAAUUGGAGCUUUUUUCUUCUUUGGGUGUUAGAAUUUGACAUCUGCAUCUCGAAACAGUAGAGGACAUGAUAUGGCUGCAGCUUACAGCAGAAGCAAAAAUGUGAAUUUGGAUUAAUGAGCAAUGCAGAGAUCACGUAGAGCUCUUCUGCAGAGAAGAGCUGCUGCGUUGGAGAAGAGCAGCGUUGCCGGGAAGAAGCGCCUUUACGAAGUGUCGCUUUCUUUGCUCAUCUUAUCAUGGGUUCUUAUCUUCCUCCUCAAUUUUUGGAUCAGCCAUGGCAAUGGUUAUAGAGAGGGGCAGGGUUCUGCUGAUUGUGAACCUAGCUUGAAUGAAGGUUCUCUAACUCCAGAAAAGGAAUUGAGUUCUGGAGAUAAUUUCGCAGACUCAAAUUCCACCUUUAAUGACUAUGUUGAGAAUGCCCCGACUUCCGAGGGUGAGACUCUCAACGAUAAAACAGGGAUUCUAGCUAACGAUGACGAAGUUAUUCUUUCAUCGGCUCGGAAUGAGCAAACAUCUGAUGCAGACACCGAUCAAGGAACCAAAUCGGAGAAAGAAAGUGCUCCAAAAAGUGAUAGAUUGUCCCGAAUAGCUCCUCUUGGACUUGACGAGUUCAAGAACAAAGCGAUAAAUUCGAAAGGGAAGGUCAUUUCCAGCCAAACCGGCACUGUCAUACACCGAAUAGAGCCCGGUGGGAAAGAAUACAAUUACGCCUCUGCUUCUAAAGGCGCAAAAGUUCUAGCUUUCAACAAGGAGGCUAAGGGCGCUUCAAAUAUCUUAGACAAGGAUAAGGACAAAUACCUCCGAAAUCCAUGUUCAGUAGAGGGGAAGUUCGUAGUCAUUGAACUCUCAGAAGAAACCCUGGUGGAUACAAUUGAGGUGGCGAAUUUUGAGCACUAUUCAUCUAAUCUGAAGGAUUUCGAAUUGUUGAGUAGUUUAGUCUAUCCCACAGAAAAUUGGGACAAGAUCGGGAAUUUCACUGCUGCGAAUGUUAAGCAUGCACAGCGGUUCUCUCUUCAAGAGCCGAAGUGGGCUAGGUACUUGAGACUUAAUCUUUUAAGCCAUUAUGGUUCAGAAUUUUACUGUACUUUGAGUUCAGUUGAAGUAUAUGGAGUGGAUGCAGUAGAGAGGAUGCUUGAGGAUUUAAUUUCCGUGGAGAAAAAAGGAGUGGAAGCUGAUGAAGUAACCGAGCAAGUGCCGGUGCAAGAGAAUUUAGACCGAAAUAAUUCAUUUGAGGAAAUUUUCGACGGAAAUGAUCAUGAACCCGAGAACGAAAAUCUCAAAAAUAAACGGGACUUAUCGAAAAAACCCAUUCCUGAUCCAAUUGCAGAGACGAAGCAAAUACAAGUUGGAAGGAUACCGGGAGAUACAGUUCUUAAGGUGCUAAUGCAAAAGGUCCAGUCCCUUGAUGUGAACUUCUCCAUUUUGGAGCGGUACCUCGAGGAAUUGAACAGCAGAUAUGGGCAGAUCUUUAAAGACUUUGAUGAUGACAUCGACAAUAAAGAUUUGUUGUUGGAGAAAAUAAAAUUGGAGUUAAAGAAUCUUCAAACCAGUAAAGAGAAUUUUGCCAACGAGAUUGAAGUGCUCUUAGCAUGGAAACUAAUUGCUUCCUCUCAAUUGGACCAGCUGGUGAGAGAUAAUGCAAUACUCAGAUGGGAAGUCGAAGAGGUUCGGGAUAAGCAGUUCGACAUGGAGAAGAGGAGUCUUGCUGUGAUAUUUCUUUGCUUUGUGUUCGGGUGUCUCGCGAUUACCAAAUUGUUUCUAGGAGUGUUGUUGAGCAUCUGUAGAUUAUAUGGUUCCGAAAAAUUUUGUAACACAAAUUAUGGUUGGCUCAUGUUGCUGCUUAGCAGUAGCAUUAUAGCUUUCAUCUUGGUAUUAUAAAAUCCGAUGUAUCGAUUAUCGUCUACUUGCCGCUGGACUCUGUUGUGGCAUGAAAUUUUGUUGUUGAGUUAUUUUUUUCUCAUUUUAUGCAGUCUCUGUGUUUGUC